CUAAGUCUCCUACGCCUUCAGUUAAGAAAAUGGUAUACAUUUGAUAUUCUUCCACCGAUAUUAUUAGACUUGUAACUACUUUCCAUAACAUUAGGUUGUAAGAAUAUUGGAACAUUCGCUGAAAAUCAGUAAAUUAGUCACGUGCGGGGUAAUAAUGGAAAUCUUUAUCAGAAAAUAAAUAUUUGGCCAUACGAUGAGUGGAAAUAGUUAACCAGUGAGGAAGUUUGAGAGUUUAUAUUGAUUUAAGGAGUCAUUGUUGUAUUUUACCAGAUUUUUUUUACUAUAAUGAUCAGAUGAAAUAGGUGCUCUGCUUAUGUGACAACAUUGUAAUGAAUAACUGAUCUGGGUUUGAAAUCGUGAAGGAUGAGCAGUGAAUCACAUGGUUUUGGACAAAAACUGAGAUUAUUUUCGGAAACUGGAUACCAUUUGACGAUAAGGAAUGAUGGAACUGUGGAAGGUUCAGAAGAGGAUGAUAAUCCAGAAUGUUUCUUAGAACUCAUUAGUGCCGGACCUGGACUUGUCCAGAUAAAAGGUAUGGACAGUAAUCUUUGUCUUUGCUUCAAUGAAGAAGGCCAACUUUAUGGAGAACAAGAAUUCUCACAUGAAGGCACAGUGUUUCACGAAACUCUGGAAGGCCUAUACAACGCCUACAAAUCAGUGAAGCAUCCUGACUGGUUCGUGGGCAUCAAGAAAAAUGGAAAACCUAAACCUGGACCGAAAACUAAGUAUGGUCAGAAGGCUGUAAGAUUUUUACCAAGAAGACUGAGAGUAUAGCGAUAGCGACUAGCACAGAAAAAGUUAUUUUUAUUCUCAUCUAUUCGCUUUGAACAAAUUUGAUCAUGACAAAAAUGUUUGCUUCUUUUCAUCAGUGUCAGGGUUCUUAUAUUCUUAGUAGAUAUAAUAUGUGCAGAGGUGUUUUAUUGAUA
Messenger RNA from Coccinella septempunctata (seven-spotted ladybird), 926 nucleotides. Its product is annotated as fibroblast growth factor 1-like. NCBI's taxonomy places the organism in Eukaryota, Metazoa, Arthropoda, Insecta, Coleoptera, Coccinellidae. Gene Ontology annotation, molecular function: growth factor activity; fibroblast growth factor receptor binding. Gene Ontology annotation, cellular component: cytoplasm. The transcript is spliced from 4 exons. Bases 364 to 774 code for a protein of 136 amino acids. Gene Ontology annotation, biological process: fibroblast growth factor receptor signaling pathway; cell differentiation; positive regulation of cell population proliferation. The record is from RefSeq and is a predicted model, not a curated record.